Dentiscutata heterogama is the source of this 209-nucleotide messenger RNA. The record is from the annotation of a GenBank genome assembly. Lineage: Eukaryota; Fungi; Glomeromycota; Glomeromycetes; Diversisporales; Gigasporaceae.
AUAAUGAUUAUAUAUUUAAUAAUGAUGAUGUUGAAUUGGCUGAGAUUCAUAUUAAUCAAUUAUCACAAUUUGUUGAAGAAUUUGUUGCCAAUGAGGAAAAUAAGGAGUUUGAGCUAAAUAUAUUAUUUGAUAUUAAUAAAGAGAUGAAUUCAAUUACUCAAGUUGCUAAAAAAUUAUGUGAAAUAAUUGGAGAUAGUGAUGGUUAUUAA